AUGGAUGGUCAAGGAGAUGGUUCGGCAAAGGGCAGUCCGGCGAAGGGUAGUCGCAACAGAGAUUCAAGAAGAUCUCAAAGAGAUGCCACUGGCGUACCCCUCCCUCUCUCCCCGCAACCCCCAACCCGUCAGAAUCCACCAAUCACAACUACAACAACCACGGCAAACACAGCCGCCACACCCAACACCACUCCAGCUCCACAACCUCGGCGCUCACACCAACACCCCAUCCCACCACCAAUCCACCCCCCCUUCCACCCCUACACCCCCCAACUCAACCCACCCGUCUCCACACCGGAAAGUCUCCCCAACAGAAGAAACUUCCCAACCCUCGCACCCCUCCCCAUCGCCAACAUCCACCAGCCGGGACAACCUUCCUACUCUCCGCACCAAGGAGUAUUCGGUGGUGCAUCGCUAGGAGCCGGACUAGGAGCUUCCCAUGCGAUUCCCGUCGGCGGCGCUGGUGACAUGCAAGCCGGCACAUCUUCCAACGCUGGACUUCCUAACUCUAAAGGAAGAUAUACUCUCAAGAAGCGAGAGUCUAACCCCAACCGACCGGCGACUGUUUCGAAGCCGUACAUCGUCAGGCCGAAAUCCAGAUCCGGCGCCAAAUCCUCCCGAGUUUCGAAAUCCAAGAAACGCGCACAGUCCUCGGGCACAGCAACACCCGCUGCAGAGGAUUUCGAAAGAAAUAUGGAUACCGUGAUGGAGACCCUAACUGGUGUGAUGGUCGGUUUGAAUAAUAUCGGACAGGUUAUCCGUAAUGUUCAAAUUCAGGCGAGAGCGGCGGCUGCUGCUGCUGCUGGAAGAGGAGAUCUUGUACAUGGAGAGGAAGAAGACGAGGAGGAAGAUGAGGAGGAAGAAGAAGAAGAAGAAAGUAUGUUAUCUGAUUAUACUACGAUGAUUGACUUUGCUAAUAUGUUCAAGACUGAUUGA
Botrytis byssoidea is the source of this 936-nucleotide messenger RNA. RefSeq lists its product as uncharacterized. NCBI's taxonomy places the organism in Eukaryota, Fungi, Ascomycota, Leotiomycetes, Helotiales, Sclerotiniaceae. The record is from RefSeq and is a predicted model, not a curated record. The coding region runs from base 1 to 936 and encodes 311 amino acids. The transcript has 4 exons.